Microdochium trichocladiopsis is the source of this 2268-nucleotide messenger RNA. Its product is annotated as alkaline-phosphatase-like protein. Lineage: Eukaryota; Fungi; Ascomycota; Sordariomycetes; Xylariales; Microdochiaceae. Gene Ontology annotation, molecular function: arylsulfatase activity. The transcript has a single exon. The record is from RefSeq and is a predicted model, not a curated record. Bases 256 to 2157 code for a protein of 633 amino acids.
GUCAAGACUCAUGCUUACUGGAACGAUGUGGACGCGGAUGCAGAGAUGCGGUAUCGCAGGCGGGGGGACCCUUUGGUUCUUAACUGUCGACCGUGCUGAGCAGUGAGGGGCGGGUGGUCUCGACUCGACUCUCGUGCCAUUUUCCUCUCCGUCCUUGCUGUCAAACUAACUCUUCUUCCCCUUCCUGCUUCUCUUCUCCUGGUCACCUUAUUUCCCGUGUAAGUCCACGAACGGCCCUCGUUCACGCUAUUCAAGAUGCCAGGCAAGCGCCCCAACUUCCUCAUCUGCCUCGCCGACGACCUUGGCUUCUCGGACGUCGGCUGCUUCGGCGGCGAGAUCAGCACGCCCAACAUUGACAAGCUCGCGCGGGAGGGCAUCCGGUUCACCGACUUCCACGCGGCGGCGGCGUGCUCGCCGUCGCGGGCCAUGAUCAUGACGGGCACCGACCACCACAUUGCCGGGCUGGGCAACCUGAUCGAGUGGACAAACAUCUCGGCCCAGAACGACCCCAACGGGACCAUGUCGACGGCCCCGCAGCGCGGCAUGCCGGGCUACGAGGGCUACCUCAACGAGCGGGUGGCCGCGCUGCCCGAGAUCCUGCGCGACGCCGGCUACCACACGGUCAUGGCGGGCAAGUGGCACCUCGGCCUCACGCCCGAGCGCAGCGCCAAAGCCCGCGGGUUCGAGCGCAGCUUCGCCCACCUCCCGGCCUGCAGCAACCACUACGCGUACGAGCCCCGGAUGGAGGGCGAGGACCAGAUCCCCGAGUUCAUGACCAUGAGCUACAUUGCGCUGCACCAGGAGGACGGCGAGUACGUCCGCAAGCUGCCAGACGGGUGGUACUCGUCGGACGGCUACGGCGACAAGAUGCUCCAGUACCUCAAGGAGUGGAAGCAAGAUAAGGACGAGAGGAGCAGCAGCAGUGCAGGCGAGCAGGAGGACAGGCCAUUCUUCGCGUACCUGCCCUUCACCGCACCCCACUGGCCUCUCCAGGCACCACAGGAGUACAUCAGGAAGUACCGGGGCGUCUACGACGACGGGCCCGAGGCGCUGCGCCAAAGGCGCCUCCAGAACCUCAAGGACCUGGGCAUGAUUCCGCAGGACGUGGAGCCGCACCCCGUCGUGGCCGACGAGGUACCCGCCUGGGAGUCGCUCACGGCCGAGGAGCGCGCCAACUCGUGCCGCGCGAUGGAGUGCUUCGCGGGCAUGGUCGAGGCCAUCGACGUCAACGUCGGCAAGGUCACGGCGUACCUCGAGGCCGUGGGCGAGCUGGACAACACCUUUGUGUGCUUCCUCAGCGACAACGGGGCCGAGGGCGCCGCGUACGAGGCCUACCCGCUCGUCAAGAGCAGCAUGCUGGGCCACCUGCAAAAGUACUACAACAACCACAUUGACAACCUGGGCAACGGCGACUCGUUCAUCUGGUACGGCCCCCGCUGGGCGCAGGCCGCCACCGCGCCCAGCAGGCUGUACAAGGCGUAUACGACCGAGGGAGGCGUGCGUGUGCCGUACGUCAUGAAGCCGCCCGUCUCGUACAACCACAAUAACGACAACGACGAUAAUAAGCAGAGGGACACGGCGACGAGCUCGAAAGACCUGGCGGGAAGCAUAACCCACCAGUUCGCCACGGUCAUGGACCUCGCGCCCACAAUCCUCGAAAUGGCCGGCGUGGCCCACCCGGCACCGACAUACCAGGGCCGCGAGGUCGUCCCGAUGCGCGGCAAGUCCAUGGUGCCUUACCUCACCGCCGGCGAGGCCACCACGAUCCACGAAAAGGACUUCAUCAACGGGUGGGAGACGUGCGGCCGCGCCGCGUGCCGCAAGGGGGAUUGGAAGAUCGUCUUUAUCCCCAAACCCAAAGGUCCGGAGAAGUGGCAGCUGUACAACCUCGCGCGGGACCCGGGAGAGGUGCACGACCUCGCGGAGCAGGAGCCCGAGCGGAUGAAGGAGCUGAUCAGGCUGUGGGAUCAGUAUGUCCUCGAGACCGGGGUUAUCCCGCUCAGCCCGGAGCUGGGACAGUGGAUGGCGGCGAUGGAGGAGCAGAUGCCCGAGAACGCCUGGAUCGAGUAUGAAUACUGGAAGGACGGGGCGAGGGACGACCCGGAGAGGUUUACCAAGAAGAUCCCCCGGUUCCAGAGGAGGGUUGCUGCUAUCUGAGCGUGGAUGUUGUGUUGUGUCAAGGUGGCUCGUGGUUGCCGGGGGAAAGAUUCGCGAAAGAAAUGCAAGUUUAGACAUCAAGAUGUGGAAUCUGCAAGUUCUCUAUGAUGG